Messenger RNA from Episyrphus balteatus (marmalade hoverfly), 1105 nucleotides. RefSeq lists its product as uncharacterized. NCBI's taxonomy places the organism in Eukaryota, Metazoa, Arthropoda, Insecta, Diptera, Syrphidae. The transcript is spliced from 3 exons. The record is from RefSeq and is a predicted model, not a curated record. Bases 19 to 837 code for a protein of 272 amino acids.
AAAAAAAAAUUAAUAAAAAUGAAAGUGUUUAUUGUGUCUUGUUUGUUAUUUGCUGCAGCAGUAUCAGCUGCCCCAAGUGUUAUCGAUAACAAAAUCGAAAGUGAAGGCACCUUAUCGAGGGCAGCCAAAUAUCUUGGAGCCUGUUUUGAAAGUGAUGAUAUUACGACAUGUUUAGCGGUUAAAGGAAUUACUGCUAUGAAUCGUGCUGCAAGGAGUAAUAAUAUUGUUGUGACAAAUGGAAUAACAUUUAAAAGAGAUCCAGCUAGUCCAGUUGCACGCAAUGGCAAGGCAUUGUCCGAAAAUGACAUCAUGUCUGAAUUGCCAUCAGAGUCUGAAGAUAGAAAUGGACGCCUUAUGGACAUGGCUAUGCAAUCGGUUGCUGAUUUCUUCGGAUCACACAACUUGGAAGUCAAGGUACCCAGUGAGACUACUCAAGAGGUUGCCCGCGCCAUUGAAGAAGGUCGUGGCAAGAUGAAGAAACUCAUGGGACCAUUGAUCUUGGCUGUUGGUGCUAAGCUGUUUGCCCUGGUGCCAUUGCUGUUAGGUGGCUUGGCUCUACUCGCCACCAAGGCCAUUGUUGUCGCCAAGAUUGCAUUCCUUUUGGCCUUGGCUGUGAGUGCGUCGAAAUUGUUCGGAGGAGCUGGUAAAUUGGGCGGUUUGGGAGGUCUUGGUGGUGGCGCUGCUGGUUUGGCUAACUCUGCCGGAUGGCAACAACCUGCUCAACAAGGCUGGUCAUCGGGUGGAGCUUCAUAUCCCUAUGCCCGUAGCUUAGGCGAUGAUGAUAGUAGUGAAGAUGCGCAGGAACUUGCAUUCCAUGCACAAAUUCCAGCUCAAUAGAGAUGACAAACACACACACAUACAUUCAUCAAAUGUGAGGAGAACGAGCAGUUAGUUGUGCCUUUUUGUUUUUUAGUUUGUAGUUUAAUUUAUUUAUAAAAAAAAAAUAGAAAUGUUGUUUAUAAAGACAAAUUGUACAAAUAAAUAAAGAAAUCAUGUGAAAUAUAAUAAAUCUGACAGUUAUUGUGCCAGUUUCAUUUAAAAAUAAAAAUAAAUUUUGUGUUCAUAAAUUUUAUUUAAAUGAGGUUUUUCUAGUUAGCUAUUAUGC